AUGGCAGAUGUGACGCUCUGCGUGGCAACCACGCCCUCCACGACACCCUCAACGCCCCACGACGCCCACGCGCACAUGUCGCCCACGCCGACAGGCGCAGGCAAUUGCACACCCGAUGGGUCAUGCCCAAAGCCCAUCACGACUGUCGCACCCGAGAGACACGAAGAUGAUGGGCUGAUGUGUAGGACAGAGGCCGCUUCGGCCGUGGUCAUGGCUGCCCUCAAUGAGCUCACUGCCAAGCAUCCAAGCGACUGGACAGAUGAACACAAUGCCUGCGCACUCGUUUGCCAAACUAUCAUGUGCCGAAUCAAAGACGCCCUCGCUGUCAUCAACAACAAACGAGAACAAGACCAGGCAGCUCAGGCCUGCAACCCCACUGGCAGAGGAUCACAAUACAUCUCGCACGAUGACCAUCGUUCGCCCGCUCCAGCUGACGAUAAUCACGAAGAGCCGCUGGAAGAUCUUGACGAGCGCGGCGUGGUCGCACAGACCGAGGUCACUCUCGAGGCUCUAUCGGCGCCUCUCAAGACUACCCGUCUUCCUGCAAGCCGACGACCGAUUGCCUCGAUCCAGGCGGCCGCGCCCGCAUCAGUGUGCAACACCCAACGGCGCACUACAUCCACGACCGACGCAAGCUGCAGUCCAAACGCUGAUCCCCAGGGCGACGAGGCCCAAGAGCCGAAUCGAGUUGCGCCAUUGGUGCCCGCCGUUGUGGACAGAGGCCACGAGCCAGCAUCGCACAGCCGCACUGCACUCCCGACAGCGCCAGGCCAACGAAGCAUUCCGCAGAUCAAAUCUGGACAGCAGAAACGAAGCCACCAGGUCGACAUUCCCGGCACGCAUCUGUCGGAAGAUCACGUCGUCAGCAGCACCGACAAUAGCGACGGCACGGAUGAUAGCGAGCACGCUGAUCAGAUAUCCACCCCACCGACCAGUCCUGGUGAAAGCGCCGUCGGCCGUCGUGAAAACGGACAGGACGGUGAUACCACGGGGUUCGAAGCUGGCAAUGAUGGCUGCAAUCCCAGAAAAGAAGGCGACGCCAAUGAGCCAGGGAGCGCCAGCGAACAGAGUGUCGAUGCAACAAACCUGGCAAACCAGGCUGCCAACCCAUCAACGGGCGCUGCCAUUCAUGGGAUCGGCGAACACGGUACGGCUGUCAACGACAACACGCCGAGCGCAACAAUAGUUCAGAGCAACGGCACCGAAGACAGCGCUGAGAUCAUCGACAGUAUGGAAACUCGAGGUUCCAGCGGUGCCGAAGGCGCGAUGGAAGUGUGCGGCACCAACGGCAGUACUGAGAACACCACCGGCGACAUCCUCUCGGACACACCGGAGACCAGUCGCACUGCACAGACAGCCGCAGAAACACAAGACGCAAACGGUCCUCCAACUGUUCAAUCUACAGCUAUGGAGCUGCAAGCAGGCACCUCCACCCCAUGCGAUAGCGAAGAUGCUGCUGGAGGGCCCAGGUCACGGCCAAAGAGAAAGCGUGCUGGGACCCAGUCAGGAUCUUGCGGUCCGGAGGCGGCCAGCCCCUCGCGAGCUCAACACAACCUGCAGAAGGAAGCCAAGAAGCCAAAAUCAAGCCACAACACUCAGCAAGAAAGCGCACAGUCGGCUCAUCGACGCGGUGCUCGGUCUUCCACAUCAAAUGUCCGCGCACAUACAGCACAAAGCAUGGCGGAGCAGUUAUCGAAACACGGAUUACCAAAACCGAAGCCCAAGAAAGCGGGCCCUUCCAAGUACCUUCCUCGCGAAGAGAUUGCCAAGCUCUGCGAGAAAUGGGAGAUUCAGUUGUUUCAUGGAAUAAAAAGAGCAUGGUCCUCGUCCGAUCGCUUUCCACAAUGGCGCGACCACUCUCUCGAACUUUUCAGGUCUGCUACCUGGGGCCUUGAAAAAACGAAAGCCACCAGCGCGCAGUGCUCAGCCACUCUAUCAUACAUCACGUUCUUUCUUAUUGUCCUGUGCGGUGUAAUCCCAACGCAGGGCAGUAAUUCAGCCGAGGCACUCCGUGACCACCACUCCGAGUCUAACGACAGCACCGCACGAGGUGAUCACGAACUUAGCGCCAGCGGAAUGCAUUCGUUGCGAUCUCGGGCGUGCCUCGACGCGAUCACGAGGAUGGAAGUCGGGCCCUCAGCUGAUGUUGCUGCGCGCGACCUUCGGUGCACAUUCACAGCAAUUGGUGGCGCCCGAAACGAAGUCCGCAGCAUGAACAUCGUGGUUGAUAUGCUCUGCGCCAAGCUAGUGGCCGAGUUGCACGACAUUGAAGAGCAACUAAACUGCAUUCCGGCAUUUAAGCGACAAGCUCUGCAGCGAGUGGGCCGCAACAGCCAUGACAGAACCAAGAACAACGCGCUCGCGCAGGAGCUCUUGGGCAUGGACAAUGCGGUUCUCGCGAUGCUGAAAGACGCCAAGCCAGGGCAGAACACGCGCACAGAUAUCUCAUUGGCUUGGGCCAAGGAUUUCUCAGAUAUCUUGAAGCGCGGUGCCAUGUUUACCCGACUGACGACGGGGAUCGGCAAGUGGGCUGCCAUCUACCUGGCUGCAGAGCUUCCUACGGCAAUCUUGGUUCGAGCGGCGACCCCGAUACUGUUCCCUGCCAUGCACACUGUUGGGAAGUCCGAGCUUCCGGCCGAAUCUGUCAUCUUGCAUUAUCUCACUCAACAAUGCAAGAGACUCUACGAGGAAGAGUUUCCGGAAGAUGUCCGUAUUCAGUCUCAAAAAGUGGUCACCAUUAUCGAAACUAAGGCCAGGCACUUAUACCAGCGCGUGUCGCUGUCGAUUGAGUAG
Messenger RNA from Microdochium trichocladiopsis, 2793 nucleotides. RefSeq lists its product as uncharacterized. The transcript is spliced from 2 exons. The coding region runs from base 1 to 2793 and encodes 930 amino acids. Lineage: Eukaryota; Fungi; Ascomycota; Sordariomycetes; Xylariales; Microdochiaceae. The record is from RefSeq and is a predicted model, not a curated record.